AUGUCCAAGCGGUCCGCCUCUGUCCAGACUGCUGCCGUUUACGAUUCCGGUCAUCAGGCCGAGAAGUCGCAGCUAAAAUCUUCUGGCUUCGGACCGAAGGAUAUGGAACUGACUCGGCAGUGGGAGGUUUCUCCAGAUCGCGGGAACUGCGAGGAUUCCUCAGAAAUCCAGCUCGAAGAUCACUCGUGGGGCGAAAUUGUUGUGCAAGGCACGAGAGAUUGCCAGGAUGUUCGGACCAAGACGACUGACCCCGCAGACCACCAGUGCACCGUGGCGGCGACGCCCCGUCAAAAUCCCCCCACAGUGAUGUGUCCCGUUCGUCAGGAUGCUGGAGUCGACGGCAACAUAUCCAACCAGAUGCAGAUGCAGUUGCCGCAUUCUCGGCAGGUUCGCGUCGAGGCACUGCAUGCCGAAUCAUCAGCAGAGCAGACACAGAUGCACGUCGCUGCUCCACUGGUGCAUGGCUUAUCCAGCCGGACGCCUGCGGCAUGCGGACGCGACAAGGCAGUUUCGGUAAAGCUUGCCCAAAAUAGACCUGGACAUGACCUUGCCUUUAGACCUCAUCGUGUGCCUGACCAUCAGUGUGGCUUGUAUGAUGUGUCGGUCAUACAGGCACUCCGGCGGAAGGCCACCCGAAAAGCUGGAAGCACGAUCGAACCACGCGCUUUAAUCUUGGAUGACAGCCGUGAGCUGCUCGACACUCCAGGCUCACACAGAGCUCAGGAUGACGAUGCGCAGGACCCCACGUCACCCGCGGAAACGGUAGGUUUCGAUGAGCCCAGAGCGGCUACCCAGAAUACACUGGAAGCUGCACCCGAAGAACGGCCGUUCGAGUCACCGCAUGAGAACGUAGAUCACCAACUCGUCAUGUCGCCCAGUCCGGCCACUGAGGGAUGUGUUCCGGAGCCACGCAACGAAAUGCGGAGCCCUGAUCAGAGCCCGAGCGGUUGCGGAGAGCGUGAGGAGGAUGGAUGCUCACUGGCCUACCCACAAGCAGAGGCGCAGACAGAGCCGAAAGAGGUUGCAUCAGACUCCGAUGCGCCGGUUGCAUCUCCGCUCUCCCGAGCUUCUGUCGUCACGCAAGAACUUCCUCCUUUACCCGCAUAUCGUCCGCUGCCACGCCUGGAAGCCACCGAGAGUGGCAUUCCCUCAACACGGCCGCCACGACCAUUGGCCAAGGAGUUGGAGGAGCGGUUCUAUGGAAGCCUGCAGGUCUUGGACAGCGUGCAAGAGCACCUCUCUGUUGUUGACCUCUUGGCCUCCCAGCGAGCGCUUCAGCAAGAGCAGAGAUCCGCACUGGAAAAGGCUCUUGAAGAGGAGCGGCAAGCUCUCCUUGAGGCGCAGGCUUCGCAGGAACGGCAUCUUCAACAGGCCCUUGACUGGCUAGAAAAGCAGCGGACUGAGCAAUUAGCGGCGCUCUUGCAGCAGGCGCAGUCUUCCGAGCUCGAGCUCGCUCGGCGGAGAGCAGCCUUCGACGAGGAAUUGGCAGCCAAGGAAAAGCUGCGCCAGGAGGCAGACGCCUUUGAGAGGGAGACCCUGCAGCGCGAGAGAGAGGAGCUCGAGAAGCAGAAGGCACUUCUCUUCGCACUGAGCCUUCAGCGGAAUUACGAGGACCAAGAGGAGAUGGUUCGCCAAUGGACUCUGCUGGAGAAGGAAAGAGAUGAAGCAAACCAGGAAAGGCAUGUGAAUGACCUGCAGCGUGAAGCUAUUCAGCGGGAGAGGGAGCGAUUGCUCGAAGAGGGUGCCAGAUUGCAGGAGAACAGGCUGGCCUGGCAGGGUGCCAUGCAAGAAGCAGACCUACAGCGACAGCAUGGUGAGAUCCAACAUGGCCUGCUUGAAACUAAGCGGCUAGAGGAUGAACAGCGCCUGAUGUUCGACUCUGCUCGGGAGUCUGCUCGCAAGGAAGCAGAGGAAGUUCACAGAGCAGCUGAGAUUCAACGGCAGGCUGAUGCUCUGGAACACCAGAAAGAAGUGUCGGAGCUGAAGGAACAGAUGGCCGUUCUGCGAGUUGAGCUGAGCCACAGAGAACAAGCCGCGGAGCCACAGCAACUUGACCUGCAUCACGUCCUAGACCAGCUGCUUCAGCGGUUCCGACCGGCCGAGUCACAAUCGAGCUCUAGCGAGGAGAAGGAGAGGGAAAGGAGGGACGAAGAAAUGAAGCAAUUGCACGAGGCACGCCGGCAGGAACAAGCCGAAGUCGCUGACCUGAAGGCCGAAGUGCGACGGUUGCACGUGGAGUUGAGGAAACCCCCUGAGGCGGUCGAGAUGCAAAUGCCGCAGGAGCUUCUCCAAACAUUACAGGCGCUUGUGCAAAGGCUUCCGAUGCAAGCAGAGGAGACGGGCAAGGAGGCCAUCACUAAGGAAGAAGGGGGCAAAGCAGUUGCAACAAGAGCCCAGGAGGGGAGGGUAGCAAAAGACCGGGAAAAGGAGGAGGAGCGUCUGGCUGCAGCCAGGGAAGCUGCAGCAAAACAAGCUGAAGACGAGCGAGCCGCAGAAGAAGCUCGGAAGACAGAGGAUCAACGCCUGGCCGCAGCAGCUAAAAGAGCUGAAGAGGAGCGCAUGGCAGCGGAAGAAGCCCGGAAGAAGGAGGAGCAGCGCUUAGCCCAAGAGGUGGCUGCCAAAGAAGCAGCGGAGAAGGAAGAGGAGCAGCGACUGGCCGCAACCAGGGAAGCCGCAGCUGAGCAAGCCGAACAGGAGCGCGUGGCAGCGGAAGAAGGUCGGAAGAAGGAGGAGCAUCGCUUAGCCCAAGAGGUGACUGCCAAAGAAGCAGCGGAGAAGGAAGAGGAGCAGCGACUGGCCGCAACCAGGGAAGCCGCAGCUGAGCAAGCCGAACAGGAGCGCGUGGCAGCGGAAGAAGGUCGGAAGAAGGAGGAGCAGCGCUUAGCCCAAGAGGUGGCUGCCAAGGAGGCAGCGGAGAUGGAAGAGGAGCAGCGCCUGGCCGCAGCCAAGGAAGCCGCAGCUGAGCAAGCCGAACAGGAGCGCGUGGCAGCGGAAGAAGGUCGGAAGAAGGAGGAGCAGCGCUUAGCACAAGAGGUUGCUGCCAAAGAAGCAGCAGAGAACGAAGAGGAGCAGCGCCUGGCCGCAGCCAAGGAAGCCGCAGCUGAGCUAGCUGAACAGGAGCGCGUGGCAGCGGAGGCAGACCGCAAGAAGGAGGAGCAGCGCUUAGCCCAAGAGGUGGCUGCCAAAGAAGCAGCGGAGAAGGAAGAGGAGCAGCGCAUGGAAGCCGCGGCUGAGCAAGCUGAACAGGAGCGCAUGGCAGCGGAGGCAGAGCGGAAGAAGGAGGAGCAGCGCUUAGCGCAAGAAGUGGCUGCCAAAGAAGCAGCGGAGAAGGAAGAGGAGCAGCGACUGGCCGCAACCAGGGAAGCCGCAGCUGAGCAAGCCGAACAGGAGCGCGUGGCAGCGGAAGAAGGUCGGAAGAAGGAGGAGCAUCGCUUAGCCCAAGAGGUGACUGCCAAAGAAGCAGCGGAGAAGGAAGAGGAGCAGCGACUGGCCGCAACCAGGGAAGCCGCAGCUGAGCAAGCCGAACACGAGCGCAUGGCAGCGGAAGAAGGUCGGAAGAAGGAGGAGCAGCGCUUAGCCCAAGAGGUGGCUGCCAAGGAAGCAGCGGAGAACGAAGAGGAGCAGCGCCUGGCCGCAGCCAAGGAAGCCGCAGCUGAGCUAGCUGAACAGGAGCGCGUGGCAGCGGAGGCAAACCGGAAGAAGGAGGAGCAGCGCUUAGCCCAAGAGGUGGCUGCCAAGGAGGCAGCGGAGAAGGAAGAGGAGCAGCGACUGGCCGCAACCAGGGAAGCCGCGGCUGAGCAAGCUGAACAGGAGCGCGUGGCAGGAGAGGCAGAUCGGAAGAAGGAGGAGCAGCGCUUAGCCCAAGAGGUGGCUGCCAAAGAAGCAGCAGCGAACGAAGAGGAGCAGCGCCUAACCGCAGCCAAGGAAGCCGCAGCUAAACAAGCUGAAGAGGAGCGCCUGGCAGCGGAAGAAGCCCGGAAGCAGGAGGAGCAGCGCUUAGCCCAAGAGGUGACUGCCAAGGAGGAGCAGAAGCUGCGCUUGGCUCGACAGGCAGGCGUCAUGUCCACGGAACGGGCAGAUGCCGUUACGGAAGAGUUGCUGAACCAAGUGACGGCAGAGGCCGUUCUCGAGCAGCACGAGGCAAGGCAGGCAAGGAGAAGGGCGGCUCAGCAGUCUACUCCGGAAGCGUCGAGUGGGGCUACCGGCGGAGACACAGUCGACACCAUCACGGACGAAGUGCUGCAGCUGCUCAUGCAGGAGCUGGCAGACGAGUUGAUGCCCAGUGAGGGAGAUGCUGGACAGCCUGGGGUGGAGCUGCAGUCAAAAAGAACUGUCGAAAGGGGUGGGUACUGCGGACGAGCAGAGCGGACCACACAAAGAUAUGCACGUCAGUGUGAGGCAGUGGUAAAGAUUUGCCAGAAGUGGGGAUGGCCUUUCAACGCAGAAGAGUCCUACCUGGACGAAGCGAUCGGAUACCCACUGGCCAUGAUCGGCUUCUACUUCCAGUUAACGCACUUCUUUGCGCUGCUGCCCUUCCCUCUGGACUGGAUACUUUGGCCCCUGACUGUUUUGGAGAACUUGCUGGAGCUACAGAUCAGCUGGUGA
Messenger RNA from Symbiodinium sp. CCMP2592, 4605 nucleotides. NCBI's taxonomy places the organism in Eukaryota, Dinophyceae, Suessiales, Symbiodiniaceae. The record is from the annotation of a GenBank genome assembly.